AUAAGAUGUAGGUUUCCAACAGAAGUUUGAUGGGCAUCGACUUCGAUCCGACUUUCGCUUCCACUCUACCACAUUCGCUUUCGGCGCCAGUCUUGUUCUUCGUUGUGCUGUGCACCUGAAUCUUUCUCUACAAACGACUUGCUCUAUACAGACACAGACGACUCAUUGAACACUAUCGCAAGAUGAAGUUCUACGCCGCUCAAGCUUUCGCUCUUGCCAGCAUUGCAACUGCAUUCCCGCACCCCCAGCUUCCCUCACUACCAUCCUUCUCGCUACCAACUGGGGGAUUGGGCUCUGGGACAGGGACCGGUCUGGGUUCUGGUCUGGGCUCUGGCCUCGGUUCUGGUCUAGGUUCUGGCCUGGGCUCAGGCCUCGGUGGAGGCUCAGGACUUGGUGGACUUGGUGGACUUGGUGGAGGAUCAGGAUUUAGCCUCCCAACCAACAUCCCCUCUCUCGGAGGUGGAGGUUUCUCACUUCCGACCAGCCUUCCAAGCCUAGGUGGAGGCAGUACCGGCACAGGUGGUUCAGGAUUGAGCAGCUGGCUCAGCGGCCUAGGGGGAGGUUCCAGUGGAGGUCUCGGGGGUCUUGGAGGUCUUGGAGGCCUCGGAGGCGGUGCUGGUGGUGCUACGACAACAGCUGACGCCGCUGUUCCCGGACCUUCCAAAACUGGUGCCGCUGAAGCACCCGCAGCGACGGGCGGAGGCAACACUGGUGGCGCCGGCACCAUUGGUACAAACUGCAAGCCCCAAUCUGGAUCGUCCAACGCCUUCGGAGGAAGCGAAAAUGGUAUCGUGGACAAGAGCUGCUGCACCGAUAUGACCAUCGUCUUCGCACGUGGUACCGGAGAGAUGGGUAACGUCGGAUCCGUGUCUGGGCCACCGAUGUUCAAGGCUAUCCGACAGAAGCUGGGUAACGACCGUGUUACCGUUCAGGGUGUUGACUACGCUGCCUCUGCUGCUGGUAACGCCAACCUCGGUGGCGACGGUGGUCAGAAGAUGGCCGAUCUGGUCAAGCAGGCCAAGUCUCAAUGUCCUGAUACCAAGGUCAUCGUAUCAGGCUACUCUCAAGGUGCCAUGGUCGUUCACAAUGCUUUCAGCAAGGGAAUUUCUGCCACUGAUGUUAGCGGCGCUGUCAUGUUCGGAGACCCAUUGAAGCGCCAGGCUAUCAGCGGUCUUUCAACCGACAAGAUCAAGCAGUUCUGCGGUACUGCUGAUCAAAUCUGCGGCGGUGGUGGUGAUGGCGGUGCUACUGGAAGCCAUCUCAGCUACGGCAGCAGUGCGGAUGCGGCGGCUUCCUUCGCUAUCCAGGCCGCUGGGCUUGCUUAGGCGGAUCGAGGUUGUCUUGUAAACUCGCAUUGCUGGUCCGUGUGAGCUACAAGACGAGACAUACGCGAUUGUUGAG
Alternaria rosae is the source of this 1401-nucleotide messenger RNA. RefSeq names its product cutinase-domain-containing protein. Gene Ontology annotation, biological process: carbohydrate catabolic process. Lineage: Eukaryota; Fungi; Ascomycota; Dothideomycetes; Pleosporales; Pleosporaceae. Gene Ontology annotation, molecular function: cutinase activity. The coding region runs from base 183 to 1325 and encodes 380 amino acids. The transcript has a single exon. The record is from RefSeq and is a predicted model, not a curated record. Gene Ontology annotation, cellular component: extracellular region.